Acipenser ruthenus (sterlet) is the source of this 2780-nucleotide messenger RNA. RefSeq names its product electron transfer flavoprotein-ubiquinone oxidoreductase, mitochondrial. Gene Ontology annotation, biological process: electron transport chain. Lineage: Eukaryota; Metazoa; Chordata; Actinopteri; Acipenseriformes; Acipenseridae. Gene Ontology annotation, molecular function: electron-transferring-flavoprotein dehydrogenase activity; iron-sulfur cluster binding. Bases 345 to 2204 code for a protein of 619 amino acids. Gene Ontology annotation, cellular component: mitochondrial inner membrane. The transcript is spliced from 13 exons. The record is from RefSeq and is a predicted model, not a curated record.
UAUCCGUUAAUGGUAUAUAAAGUAUAUUUGAUGCACGAUGGAAAUUGUAGUCUUAUCUCGUGUAACAUAACAGAUCACAGAGUUUAAAAACUCAAUUUCCCACAGUUCAGGGCUUGCACCAGUGUUGUCAAGUCAAGGUUAGUUGGCUCUGCUGCACGAUACACCGUAGAGUAAACUCACUUCUUUCUGAAGUUAUUGGGAGGUCAGAGGGUAUCUGAAUCCUAAUCUAAUUAGUUGUAAAUGGUUAUGACAUAAAUCAAGGAAUUGAUAUAUUAUGCACUGGCAAAUUUCAUCUGAUCGACUACAGUAGUCGGUACAGAUAAUAUUUACGAAAAGUGACCAACAUGUUUCCAGCUUGCAAGUAUACACUACAAGCACGUCGGUGUCUGUGUUCUGUCACGGCACUACAGAGGGCACACUCUCCAUCCCUGUUUUGUGCUACAAGAUGGUCCUCUUCCUCCUCUACAACACCUCGCAUCACUUCACACUACACCGUCUAUCCACGGGAGAAGGACCCACGAUGGGAAGGGGUGGACAUGGAGAGAUUUGUGGAUGAAGCUGAUGUAGUGGUAGUGGGUGCAGGUCCAGCUGGCCUGUCGGCUGCUAUCCGUCUCAAACAGCUGGCCAGUGAGCAGGGUAAAGAGCUGCGUGUGUGUGUGGUGGAGAAGGCCUCUCAGAUUGGAGCCCACACCCUAUCAGGAGCCUGUAUUGAACCCAGUGCACUGCAGGAGCUCUUCCCAGACUGGAAGGAAAGAGGAGCUCCCCUUCAUACUCCUGUGACAGAAGAUAGGUUCGGCAUUUUAACAGAAAAGUACAGAAUCCCUGUGCCAAUAUUACCAGGCCUCCCAAUGAACAAUCACGGGAACUACAUUGUGCGUCUAGGCCAUUUGGUCAGUUGGUUAGCAGAACAAGCAGAAGAACUUGAGGUGGAGCUCUAUCCAGGGUAUGCUGCUGCUGAGGUCUUAUUCCAUGAAGAUGGCAGUGUAAAGGGGAUUGCUACAAAUGAUGUUGGCAUUAGUAAAGAUGGAUCACCAAAGGACACAUUUGAAAGAGGGAUGGAGCUCCAUGCCAAAGUAACAAUAUUUGGUGAGGGUUGCCACGGACAUCUGGCAAAGCAGCUGUAUAAACAUUUCAACCUGAGGCAGCACUGCGAACCCCAGACGUAUGCUAUUGGACUGAAAGAGGUAUGGGUUAUUGAUGAGAAGUGGAGGCCUGGCAGAGUUGAACACACAGUGGGUUGGCCUCUUGACAGACACUCAUAUGGAGGAUCUUUCUUGUAUCAUUUAAACGAAGGGGAACCAUUGUUGGCUCUUGGUUUUGUGGUUGGCUUGGAUUACCAGAACCCAUAUAUGAACCCAUUCAGAGAAUUUCAAAGGUGGAAACACCAUCCAACUGUGUUGCCAACACUAGAAGGAGGAAAAAGAAUUGCAUACGGAGCUAGAGCACUGAAUGAAGGUGGCUUCCAGUCCUUACCCAAACUGACUUUCCCUGGUGGCUUGCUGGUUGGUUGCAGUCCUGGUUUCAUGAAUGUUCCAAAAAUCAAAGGCACUCACAGUGCUAUGAAGAGCGGGAUGAUGGCAGCAGAGACUAUCUUCUCAAAACUCACCAAUGAGAAUCUCCAGUCAGAGACAGAAGGACUCUGCGUCCCUGAAUAUGAAGAAAAUCUGAAAAACUCCUGGGUUUGGAAGGAGCUGUACUCUGUGAGGAAUAUCAGACCUUCCUGUCAUGGGUUAUUUGGAGUUUACGGUGGUAUGGUUUACACUGGUAUAUUUUAUUGGAUACUCAGAGGAAAAGAGCCGUGGACAUUGAAACACAAAGGAUUGGAUUCUGAUCAGCUGAAACCUGCCAAAGAUUGCACCCCAAUAGAGUACCCAAAACCGGACGGGAAGAUCAGCUUUGACCUCCUUUCCUCUGUGGCUCUGAGUGGAACUAACCAUGAACACGACCAGCCCCCACACCUUACCUUGAAGAACGACAGUAUCCCUGUGAACAAUAACCUUGCUAUAUAUGAUGGGCCAGAGCAACGGUUUUGUCCAGCUGGGGUGUAUGAAUAUGUUCCUGUAGAAACAGGAGACGGCAUGAGGCUGCAGAUCAAUGCACAGAAUUGUGUUCACUGCAAGACCUGCGACAUUAAGGACCCAAGUCAGAACAUCAACUGGGUAGUACCUGAAGGAGGUGGAGGCCCUGCUUACAAUGGGAUGUAAGCAUUACAGGGAGGGUGUUACAGUUCUGCAAUCUUACACUGUACAGACAUCAACAAAUGCAAAAAAAAAAAAAAAAAAAAGGGAUUGUAAAACUUAAAACUUUUCAGUUUCAAUACGUGCUUAGUUACAGACUUUAAAUUUGCCGUUUGCAAUGUCUAUUUAGAGAUGCUAUUUAAGAGCUUUUAUAUAAUAAAUUUAAGCUAAAUGAAACAGAUCUAUUUUGUUUUCUUUCCUGACCUAUUGGAUCAUGCAUUAUAGGACUGGUCAUUGUAAAGUGGUAACUGGAAUGACCCAGGCUGCUUCUGACCUGAAGUUGCAGUUUUAAAAACCAAUAAUUUUUUUUUUUUUUUUUUAAAUCUGUAUAAUUUUGUGCUAAAAAACAAUCCAAUGGAUUACUGCAGGAAUCACAAUCUGUUCACCAGCCCUACUAAUGGUUCUUUUUUGCACUGUUAUUUAAUAUUUUUGUUUCAAUAAAUAUUUUUUUCAUAUUUAAGACAAAAAUUUACAGUGUACAACGUUAAACAUUAUGCCUGAGUGAUCUGUACACAUGGAAUAAAUGCUGCUUUUAACUUGUGA